UAGCUGAUAUGUGUUGCACGCUCCUAUUAGCGAAUAUAACAAAUACUCUCUCCUAUAAGUAGUAAUAUAAAUGUUCAACUGAUAAACUGGCAAAUAUACGUUCCUGUUGUGUUUAGAUAAAAUAAAAAAAAAUAUAAAUACAAACUUGAAAAGUAGAAAAUAAUAAAAAAAAAAUUUUAAAUAUUAACUAUAUAUUGAAUUAAAAGAGUAUAGAACUAAACUAAGUAUGAAAUAUUGUGCUUGCAAUUAAUAUAAAAUAUUUUUUUUAUAACAAAUCUACACUAUAUUAACUUAGUGUUUUAGCAAUUAAGCAACUAAACAAUGAAAAACACCAACACCAACACUUAGUCAAAUACUCAUAAAUAAAUUUUAGUGUUUACACAUAUCUCCAAAACAGAAACACAUGCAUUUACAUAGCUGCAUACUUACCCGUUAUAAGCAACGUGAUUGAUGUGCGUAUGUGUGUCUAUAUUGUGUCGUGCAAUGCCGAUCAGCAUUUUUGGUAAUCGCUUAUCUGCCGCUCAUCAGCGUGUUAAUGCAACGAAAAAGACAACAACAAAGGCAGCUGAGUGGCUUGUGGUUCGCGCUGAGGAGAGUAAACGUAAAAAACGCGUGGAACGUCAACGUCAACAGCAGCGACAGCGACGCGGCGCCAAAGUGUUUCGCUGCGUCAGCGACUCAACGGGCCAUCUCACGCUGGCGCCGUCACGCCUCUUUGAAAAGACACCGAUGAGCCCGUCCGACAGCCUCGAUGAAAUCGCAUUGCAAAUACCAAGAGUUCGUGUGGAGUAUUACGUAAAUGAAAACACAUUCAAAGAAAGACUGCAACUUUACUUCAUUAAGAAUCAGAGAUCAAGCCUACGAAUACGAAUUGCCGACUUGUUUUUUAAGUUACUAGCAUGUGUUCUGUAUAUAUUACGUGUGAUAACGGAUACGAAUCCAACUUUUGCAACGUGUUAUGGCUGCUCAGUGAGCAAUAAAACUGAAUUUCUCGUUUCGGCCCAAUUAACUGAAGAGGAAUUUCAAGAGAAUCCCAUUAUAAAUUGGGAAGCCAUUCUAUGGGUAAAUCGGCCCACUGUUUUGUGGGCAGCGCAAUUAAUAUUAGCAUUAGUAUCUCUAACGGAGGCCGUACUACUAACAUAUCUAGGCUAUAAGGGAAAUAUCUGGCAACAGAUUCUUUCAUUUCAUUUCAUUCUAGAAUUAAUUACGACAAUACCAUUUGCAUUAACGAUACUAUGGUCGCCUUUACGAAACUUAUUUAUACCCAUAUUCCUGAACUGCUGGCUGGCGAAGCGAUCGUUGGAGAACAUGUUCAACGAUCUGCAUCGCGCCAUGCAAAAAUCACAAUCUGCGCUCUCACAACAACUCACCAUACUCUCAGCUACGCUACUAUGUCUGGUGUUCACAAGUGUCUGUGGCAUACAACAUUUUCAACGCGCCGGUCAUCGUCAUUUGAAUUUGUUUCAGAGCACGUAUUAUGUGGUUGUGACAUUCUCAACAGUCGGUUAUGGCGAUUUCGUGCCCGAUAUUUGGCCUUCACAGCUUUAUAUGGUGAUUAUGAUUUGUGUAGCACUUAUAGUGCUGCCAACGCAGUUCGAGCAAUUGGCCUUCACAUGGAUGGAACGCCAGAAGCUGGGCGGUAGCUACUCUUCGCAUCGUGCGCAAAGUGAAAAACAUGUCGUCGUCUGUUCCACCACACUGCACGCGGACACAAUCAUGGACUUCCUCAAUGAGUUUUAUGCACAUCCCCUGCUGCAGGACUACUAUGUGGUGCUGUUGAGUCCGAUGGAGUUGGACACUACGAUGCGUAUGAUAUUGCAGGUGCCGAUUUGGGCGCAACGUGUCAUUUACAUUCAGGGCUCCUGUUUAAAGGAUGGCGAUUUGGCACGUGCGCGCAUGAAUGAGGCUGAGGCUUGUUUCAUACUUGCCGCCCGUAAUUAUGCCGAUAAGACUGCAGCCGACGAGCAUACGAUAUUACGUUCGUGGGCGGUUAAGGAUUUUGCGCCGAGCGUGCCGCAAUAUGUGCAGAUAUUUCGACCGGAGCACAAACUACACGUGAAAUUCGCUGAGCAUGUCGUCUGCGAGGAUGAAUUCAAAUAUGCGCUCUUAGCCAACAAUUGCACUUGUCCCGGUGCGAGUACGUUGGUCACAUUGUUGUUGCACACAUCACGAGGACAGGAAGGUCAGCAGUCACCGGAGGAAUGGCAUCGCCUGUACGGCAAGUGUUCCGGGAACGAGAUCUAUCACAUUGUACUCGGCGAUAGUCGUUUCUUUGGCGAGUAUGAGGGCAAAAGUUUCACCUACGCCAGUUUUCAUUCGCAUCGAAAAUAUGGCGUUGCUUUGGUUGGUGUACGUCCAGCCGAAUUGCCGGAAUUCUAUGAGGACACCAUACUGCUGAAUCCCGGUCCGCGACAUAUCAUGAAGAAGGAUGACACGUGCUAUUACAUGAGCAUAACAAAGGAGGAGAAUUCAGCGUUUGUUGUCAAUCAAAAUCAAAAUCAAAAUUUGGAUACACAAGCGGCGACCAAGGACGGUGUUAGCACAACAACAAUAAAUAACAACAAUACAACCAUCAUCACCACCACCACCACGAAUAGCACCAUUUUGAAUAUGAAUCAGAUAACAUCUACAACAACAACAACAACCACACCGGUGGCCACCAUUAGUACAACAACAACAUCAACAUCAAUCAAUCGCACGGCACCGGUGCCAUCCGUUUGUGUACGUGUACCGCACAGUCCCAGUCUGGAUUCCGGACGUGGUGGUGGUUACAGCGGCUUAGGUAUAGUGGGUGGAGGCGGUACACCCUUGACAGAAAGGCAACCGUCAUCAUAUAGUGAUAAUGAUUUUACGACACUAUUCGUGCCAACUGAUAAUCUAACGUCUGUGAUAAUCUCAGAUUCAAAGCAGAAUCUCAAGGAUACAACGGUGACAUCGAUGAAUCCAACGCAAACACCAUCAGCCACAACAACAACCACUGUGACCACAACAUUACCACCAAUGUUGGGUGGUGGAUGUGGUGGUGGCAAUGGCAUGGGUUAUAGCGGCAGCGGCGGCGGUGGCGGUGGCAGUAGCAGUGGUGGCGGUGGCGGUGGUCUUAGCGUUGCAACUGCUACACUAACAACUAGCAAUCACUUGGAUGUACCACAAGCGGGGAAUCCAAAUCUACUCAGUCCCGAUGUGCUCAAUCAGCGAAGAGGAAGUCGCCGACCAUCCAUUCUGCCUGUACCGGAUAUGUUUACCUCAUCAUCGUUCAGCAUAUCGGGCAAUGACGACGGCGAAGAGGGCGAUGAGAGUGAGGAUGAAAUUGAUGAUGAUGUACCGUGGCGUUCGCCGUCCGAGAAGAUUGCCAUCGUUAAGGGUUUCCCGCCCGUCUCGCCGUUCAUCGGUGUCAGUCCGACGCUCUGUUAUUUGCUCAAGGAGAAGAAGCCAUUGUGUUGUCUGCAAUUGGCACAGGUUUGCGAGCACUGCAGCUAUCGCAAUGCCAAGGAGUAUCAAUGGCAGAACAAGACUAUUAUCCUGGCAGCCGAUUAUGCAUCGAAUGGCAUUUAUAACUUCAUCAUACCGUUACGUGCGCAUUUUCGUUCGAAAACGUCAUUGAAUCCAAUUAUAUUGUUGUUGGAACGUCGACCGGAUGUGGCCUUUUUGGAUGCACUCUCCUAUUUUCCAUUGGUUUAUUGGAUGCUAGGUUCAAUCGAUUGCUUGGAUGACCUGUUACGAGCAGGCAUUACGUUGGCCGAAAGUGUUGUAGUGGUGAACAAAGAACUAUCAAAUUCAGCAGAGGAGGACUCGCUAGCCGAUUGUAACACCAUCGUCGCAGUGCAGACAAUGUUCAAAUUCUUUCCAAGCAUCAAAAGCAUAACCGAGCUAUCGCAGAGCUCUAAUAUGCGCUUCAUGCAAUUUCGCGCACACGACAAAUAUGCACUACACCUAAGUAAAAUGGAGAAGCGCGAAAAAGAGCGUGGCUCGCACAUUUCCUAUAUGUUUCGUCUACCCUUCGCUGCCGGCGCCGUCUUCAGCGCCUCGAUGUUGGAUACGCUGCUCUAUCAGGCUUUUGUCAAGGAUUAUGUAAUAACGUUCGUGCGCUUGUUGCUGGGCAUCGAUCAGGCACCGGGCAGUGGUUUUCUCACAUCGAUGCGCAUCACCAAGGACGACAUGUGGAUACGCACCUAUGGCCGCUUAUAUCAGAAACUCUGUUCAACCACUUGUGAAAUACCGAUUGGCAUUUAUCGUACUCAGGAUACAUCGAAUACGGAAGCAUCACAUGUGAGUAAUUCACCAGUAGAGAAGUGGGGACCGUUUUCCGCUUUCGGAAAGCACUGUGUGCGCUUGCGACCAUCGUAUGACGAAGAAGCGGGUACACCCGAUUCGACGAAGGACAGCAGUGAAGUCCUUCGCGGCGUUACCUACCGACCGCCAUCGGCAUCGGGUCAUCAUCAUCCAAGCCAUCCAUCACAACACAAAUCCACCACCUGUCUGGGUGGCUGCUCGGAACGGAAAGGGUCAUCAUAUUCGAUCAAUUUGGCCGACGAGGCGCGCAAUAAUCAUGCGCAACAAAUCGAACGUGCGGAAAUAGCGAAUCUCGUGCGCAGUCGUAUGGAGUCGUUGAAUUUGCCGACAAUCGAUUAUGACGAUGUUAGCGAGAAGCGUAAUCAUCUAUCAUAUGUGAUAAUCAAUCCGAGCUGUGAUCUUAAGUUGGAGGAGGGCGAUGUUAUCUACUUGGUGCGUCCAUCACCAUUCUCAGCACAAAAGACAUUUGAGCGACACAAUUCACGACGCAAAUCAAACAUAUCCUUUUGUUCGAAUAUCAAUUUGGGUGCCGCGUGCGGUCCAAAUGUGAGUGCUGCAGCUGCUGGUGCCGGUUCGCGUCGUGGUUCCGGCAUAGCCGGCCUCAAUCCGAUGCAAAUGCAAAGCGUACAAACGUUGGCCGGGUAUGGUUCGCCACGCUGCUCGCCGCCCAUACAACAAAUUAAAUCCAAUUCUCUUUCUCUACCCGACAGUCCGACGGUUGUUGGCACACAGCGCGGCCGGAGCAAUUCAUUGCGGAUCGACAAUGAUAUUUUGCUACGGCGCUCCUCAUCUCUACGGCAAGGCUUGCCCAAUGUGGGUGUUAGUCAUGGCCGGCGGAAAUCUUCACUGGAAGAGAUCGGCAUUAGUCACUUCACGACGCUAAUGCAAGCAACGAAUCACACGAACCCCAUUAAGAUUGCGCUAAACGGCAGUAUAGGCUUAGAGGUCACGCCACCCGAAGAACCAACACCCAUACUCGGUGUACCCUGCAUCGUUGCCGGUGGUCCUGGCGGUGGCAUAAAUCCCUCAGCCCUCGGCGGCUCCACACUGGGCGGUGGUUCAUCGCUCGCCAUCAACACCGCCGAUCUUGGUAAUUCACCCACAACGAGUAACAACAAUUCACCGCUACAAGUGCCACAACAGGAUUCCCAACAAUCCGGUCAAAUGCAAUCACCGCAACAUUUGCAGGGGACAAUUGUAUGAUACAACCUUAUGUGGGGUCGUAGACUCCGCUCAUCGAUAUCGAAGAAAAAUAAAUGGAUAUAAUAUAAGUAGAAAUCGGAGCGGUGCUAAGGCGUUCAAACCGAAGCGGAACGUCGUCACGUUGCAGGCGUUGAAGCAAGUGAGAAUCGGAAAUCGUCGAUUGUCGUCUAUGUAGCGGAGUCAAAAUCAAGUACGAGUAGUUGGAGUACAACACGCAACAAAUCACAGAAAAAACAUACAUAAAUAUUGUACAUGAAAAAAGUUAACUUCGGCGGAGGUAUACAAAAAGUUGUUAAGCACAAAAAGUAAACGUAGAAUCGUAAAUUAAAAAGAUCGCAAAGAAUGUUCGUGGCGAGUAGCAGUGCGACGUCGCCAGCUGAUUCAAGCGACUAGGUAAUCGUAUCUGAACCCGUACAUAAGCAACGAUUUCAUACACAAGAAGUUGUAGAAAUGUAAAUUAGUAGCAAAUAGUUUCAACAUGGUAUCUGAGUUAUCAUGAACUGUACAUAGAGUGACUAGUUUAAUUGUAGUAUCAAACAGUCUAAAGUCUUAAAAUAUUAUUUGAAAAUAAUAUUCCCUGAGAAAAUGCAUUGUGAAUGUACAAUAUUAUAAUGUUUCCUUAAGUUUAUAGAUAUGUAGAGAUUUAUUAAGAUCUACAAUAACCAAAUUCACUUAUUCGAAAGUAAUUCCCUGAAAUCGUUUCUCUUUAUAAUAUAAUUUUUUGACAAAUAAUCAAAAACAAAAUAUGGUUAAAGAGACAUUUUAAAUAAAAAUAUAAUUGUGAAUAUUUAUACUUGAUUUUUAUAUUAAUUUUGAUACGCUCACUGCGGUACAUUUUCGAGCCUGAGAAAAUAAUUAUUAUUUGGUAUUUUACGUUUUUUUUUCUCGUCGAAUUCGAAAAUUUAUAACAGUUUCUGAAAGAAAUUGUUAACGCUUUCUCGUGCACAUUUUUCAUAUUAUUGGGAGUAGCUCUUCCUAAACCUUUCAUUCAAAACUUCCACUUGAGACGAGUGGCUUUCAGUGAAUCAAUACUUGACCAACAUUUACGAGACGUGUAAAUUUAUCACCAUAAUAAUUGUUCGGUUGGCAUCCAAUAUUCGGACGAUAUAAUCGCCCAGCAGAGUCGGCGAUUCAAGCAAUCGUCUAUUGGUUAUGCACCACGCUUAUUCUAGUGGAUAAAGCGCGUGCUUUGAGGCGUCGUACGUUGCGUACCGACGACGUUAUUGCUUCUCUAGAGCAGAGUGUCGAAGAAUACCCGAAUGAGCUCAUCCGCAAUAGCGCACAACAAUUGAAGCUGUACGCAUUCACUUUACGGAUGAUUUUUCUGAAGGAAAUUAACUUACGGACUUACAAAACCCAAACCGCGCAAUAAUUGAAGCCGAACAACCACCAACCGCGAUGCAUGUUCGUUGCUCUAGGGGCAGAGGGAAUCAUUGCAUCAUAUUUCUUCAGAAAUGAAGCUGGUUAUAAUGUUACAGUCAAUGAGGAACGCUAUAAAGCCAUGAUUAGUGAGUUUUUCGUGUCUGAAUUGGAGGACGUUGAUGUGGACGACCUUUGAUUCCAUCAAGACGGCGCUACAUGACAGACGGCCAACAAUACAAUCAAUUUUUCACGAAAACUUUGGUGCAUUAUUAUGCUCCUAGGGAGUGUGGCGUGGCCUCCAAGAUCAACUGUUGUUAAAUCAUUCAAAUUUUCAACUGUUUUUAAAUCACAAAUUUUUUGUAGAGUCGCUUUGCCAUAGAGGAGAAUAUUCGGAGUUAAUCCAAAUGCAUGGAAUUGAGGCGUUGCGAAGUUCGCCGGGUCCUUUAGUUAAUUUACGAAAAUAGGAUUUCUUCUUAAAACGGCAUCUGAUCAUAUAGUAACUACUUUGAACUGAGUAGGUAGUUGAAAAGUUGAGUCCUGUCUCGACGAAUAAAGACCAAACUCUACAAACGGCUCAGCAUUCUCGUCUUGGCACAUGUUGUAGAGGCCUGAAAGAUGAUAGCAUCAUAUGAGCAAGCAUUAGAAGUUCUCGGUCGUAAAGUUGUGUGGAGGAUUUAUGGUCAUUUGCGGUUUUCGUGGUGAAUCGCUUUAGUCAGUUCAUACAAGCAACUCCCUCUCUGGGCGGUGUCACGCUCUGCUAUAACUUCGGAAUUUCUCUCUUUAUGUUUUGCGCUUCUAAGAACGCUUAGGAACUAAAUAUCUACCACUUCAAGACAGUUCACACUCUCUUACGUUAACACUUUUUCAUCGAUUGCGUUUCGAUAUUAUUUAAAAAAUUUAUCUCAAGCGUGAUAUGAGGAUUUGAGAAACCUAUAGAAGGUAAUAAGUUCAUUUUUGCUUCGCUUAUCUAAAACACAGGACUCAGUGACUCCGGUCAGCGCUGUUCAAUAGUAGUUAAAGCAAAACUCGGAAAACUCUGUAGACGGUCUUUGGAAUGAACCUCUAAAAUCCAUAACCCAAAUUCACCAGCUGAUUCACGGUGAUUUUUUUUAUGAUUUAUAGAUGCAUUCUUAAUGGUUUUUCCAUAGCAAUAUUUGUAUUUUGCUGUUGGGAGUGACAUUAUUUUUUCUCGUUUUUUUAAACACUAUUGAUUCAAUCUACUUCAGCUUAGUUGGACUGGCUCAGCGAGGCGAGGGGAAGAUGAUGAAAUCUAAAACUCUCGAAAUCACAUUGUUUAACGAUGAUAAAUAUUUUUUUCAUAAUUGCAACGUCUUCAAUUGUAAAUAAGAUUAUAUAAAUCUUCGAUUUCCAAUAUAUACUAAGCUUACUUUCCGUAUUAUCUACGUUGCUUUACUAGAAAAUUAAUGUUUUUAAGGUGAUUUUUUGGAAAAAUAAAUAUUUUCCAACACCUGCUGCCCUUCAGUAACCCACUAUUAAAUAAAAAAAAGGUUAGGGAUGCCGCUAUCGUGCAAUAUUUUUUUUGUGCCUGGGCACUGGUUGUCAGAACGUUACGAAUGAAAUGAAAGAAACUGGAAGAUUCGUAUGUGUGCUUGGCUGCUGGAAUCGAGAACGAAGUGUUAUACAGAAAUACCAUAUUUUUGAAGAGCUUGUAUGAUUCUUAAAAACUCAAUACUAUACAAGGGAACUCAUUAUUAUAAAGACAGUAAUUUCUAACGUUGUUUUUUUAAUUUUUUUGAAGAUAUCUAAAAGAUUUGUAAAUAGUAUUUUGUUGGUAAAAAUGUAAAGUUAUAAAUAAUAUCAUUACGAAUAACCAUAAACUCAAUUGUACAAAGAAAUGGUGAACAUAAAAUAGCCAAAGCACAAAAUAAAAUUAAAUGUAAUUAAUAGUCGAUAGUUUGAACACUAAAAAAAAAGUUAUAACUGUAAAUAUAAAACAAAAUAUCGGUGACUUUUAGGCACAUAAUGUUUAUUCAAACCUUUUCUUUUUACUUUAUAUUUUUAAUGAAGAAUUCGUUUUAAUCCUGAUACCGCUCACAGAUAAAAUGAUCCUUCAGCGCCAAAAUCCAUGCAGCGAGGAAUUAAAAAUCCCCCAAGUGUAAAAAUAAAAUGUUAAUUUUUAC
This is a messenger RNA of Ceratitis capitata (Mediterranean fruit fly), 8996 nucleotides long. It is a transcript of the gene SLO2, whose product is annotated as potassium channel subfamily T member 2. Gene Ontology annotation, biological process: potassium ion transport. The transcript is spliced from 28 exons. Lineage: Eukaryota; Metazoa; Arthropoda; Insecta; Diptera; Tephritidae. Gene Ontology annotation, molecular function: intracellular sodium-activated potassium channel activity. The record is from RefSeq and is a predicted model, not a curated record. Gene Ontology annotation, cellular component: membrane.